[Candida] anglica is the source of this 355-nucleotide messenger RNA. Lineage: Eukaryota; Fungi; Ascomycota; Pichiomycetes; Serinales; Debaryomycetaceae. The record is from the annotation of a GenBank genome assembly.
CAUCAGACUACAGUGUAUCACCAGCUCCAGGAUGUUCAGACAAUCAGCCCGCUUAUUAGCCUCCAAGAGAUUCUUCUCUGUCACUCCACAAAGAUCUAACUUGAUCUCUGACUUGUACGUCACCCAAAUCAAGGCUUUCAAGCCAACCCCAGUAUCCGAAAAGGAAGCUGCAAGUGCUGUUAAGGCUUUCCAAUUGCCAUCUAAGCCAUCUGUCCCAGAAGCUGAAAUCUCUGCUGAUGCCUUGAACCAAUACGAAUCUUCUGAAGUUGAAACUGCUUCUGCUGGUUCCACUGGUUCCAUUGCCGCUGAAGAAGACUGGUUCGUUUUCGAAGACGCCGAGGAAGCUGCCCACUAG